UGCUUUGGUUAAUUUGCCUGAUUUAUCUUUUUCAAAGAAGGAAAGAAAUAGACGUUGUCGCAUCCUAAAAUGUGGAGAACAGAAACGGAAAGAUCAAGAAAGACAGCCCAGAAGAUGAUGGGUGCUUUGAGUUUUGGUCCUGCCUUCUCUGCAAAGCCAAGAACACCUCUUCUUUUUGAACACAACAGUUCCUUCUUUCUUCCAAGAUUAACAAAAUCCAUCAAAAAGAACCUAUUUCUCGCUCCUGUUGCAAGAUUAUUAGGGCCCGCCAUUUUUGAGGCUUCCAAAAGAAUGCUGUUCUUGUUUUAUGCCAGGGAGAAGCAGCAACCAUGGAAGCUGUCAAGAAGGAGGGCUUCAGCUUCCACUACACAUAUUAGCAAAAUGAAGAUUGUUUAUUCUGAUUCUGAAAGUUCUUGUUGGGCUUCUUCGUAUGCUAUUAUGUUGCUGCUUGUAUUCAUAUUAUUUUGUAAUUUCGAUAUUAAUUAGUAUAAUUAAUAUUGAUUAUUAAUGAAGUAAGUGGAAUGAGGAAGUACAAAUUCACGUAA
Messenger RNA from Jatropha curcas, 545 nucleotides. NCBI's taxonomy places the organism in Eukaryota, Viridiplantae, Streptophyta, Magnoliopsida, Malpighiales, Euphorbiaceae. The record is from RefSeq and is a predicted model, not a curated record.